Molecule: messenger RNA, 1461 nt
Organism: Cucurbita pepo subsp. pepo (vegetable marrow)
Lineage: Eukaryota; Viridiplantae; Streptophyta; Magnoliopsida; Cucurbitales; Cucurbitaceae
Product: beta-amyrin 11-oxidase-like
Biological process (GO): multicellular organism development; brassinosteroid biosynthetic process; sterol metabolic process
Cellular component (GO): endoplasmic reticulum
Molecular function (GO): ent-kaurenoic acid monooxygenase activity; heme binding; iron ion binding
Source: RefSeq, a predicted model, not a curated record
AUGGAAACGAUUAAUGUUUGUGUCAUUAUUGGAUUUGUUUUAGGGGUUUAUAUGUUUGUGAGGAAACUCAAUGAAAUAUGGUAUUUGGUUAAGUUGGGAAGAAAGGCUUACAAAUCUCUUCCUCCUGGUGAUAUGGGAUGGCCUCUUCUUGGCUCCUCCUUCUCCUUUUACAAAGCAUUUACGGUCGGAGGUGAUCCCGACUCUUUCAUUAAUCACCUUCUUUCCAGGAAUGGAAGAGUCGGGAUGUAUAAAAGUCACCUCUAUGGAAGCCCAACCAUCAUCGUAACAGAUCCAGAAAUAUGUCGACGUAUAUACUUAGAUGAUGAAAUCUUCCGGCCAAAUUAUCCAAAAUCGGUGAAGAUAUUAGAAGUAAAUGGCCUUUUCUCAAGGAUGGAUCACAAAUGUGCAUAUAGAAUCAUGGCAGCUCCCAUAAAUGGCUAUAAUGUAUUAUCUCAUUAUGUGGACUUCAUUGAUCAAAUAAUGGCAAAAGGCUUGGAGGAAUGGAGCACCAAGAAAGAGCCCAUUGAGUUGUUUGGUGAGAUUGGAAGUCUCUUUUUUAGAGUAAUUUCACGUAUUUUCUUGGGGACUGACAUUGGACCAUCUCGCAUGGCUGAGCUUGAGACAUUGUAUAAAGAUUUGGGUCCUGCAAUCUUGUCCAUUCUUCCUUAUGAUUUGCCUGGACUCACUUUUCAUCGCGCACUGAAGGCAAGAAAAAAGAUAGAAAAUAUUCUACAAUGUGUGAUAGAGGAGAAACGAAGAGCCCUAGAAAAGCAAGAAAGAGAGGUGGAGAGCCAGAUGGACAAAUUGAUUAUGGCAAGGGAUGAGAAUGGGAUGAAAUUAUAUGACAACAAUGCCAUUAUAGACUUGCUUCUUGGAUUGCUACAUGGUGGCCAUCAUACCCCAGCUUAUGCUGCUAUGUGGGCUCUCGUACACAUCUCUGAGAACCCUCAUAUCUUCUACCAGGCCAAGGAAGAGCAAGAGUCGAUUCUAAAGCAAAGACCAUCCACUCAAAAGGGAUUAACUUUUCAAAAAAUCAAGCAAAUGAAAUAUCUUAUGAAGUUUAUUAAUGAGCUAUUGAGAAGAAAUACUAUCGCCGUUGCAAGUUUCCGAGAAGCAAAAACAGAUAUAAACAUCAAUGACUACACCAUACCAAAAGGAUGGACCGUACUGAUUUGGACAAGAGCUAUUCAUAUGGACCCUCAAUUAUAUUCAAAUCCAGAAGAGUUUGAUCCUUCAAGAUGGGAGAAUCAUUCACCAAAGCCAGGAACAUUCAUCCCUUUUGGAAUCGGAACUAGAUUUUGUCCUGGAAGUGAGCUUACCAAGCUUGAGCUUACAAUUUUACUUCAUCACUUUAUCCUGAAUUACAAAAUGGAACGUGUCAAUCCAAAAUGCUGCAUCACUCACUUGCCUGCCCCCAAGCUCGUAGACAACUGCCUUUGCACAAUUACCAAGCUCCCAUGA